Linum trigynum is the source of this 3224-nucleotide messenger RNA. The record is from the annotation of a GenBank genome assembly. NCBI's taxonomy places the organism in Eukaryota, Viridiplantae, Streptophyta, Magnoliopsida, Malpighiales, Linaceae.
AUCGAGGAAAACAAGAAAAAAUCAAAAGAAAAAUAAAGAAAUGAAAAUAAAUCGGCGAAGCGAGUGGCGGAAUCUGGACUGGACUGUAGCGAGGCAAAGAAAGAAGGCAGGCGGAGCGUGGGCGAGAGGAAAGAACCGAGGCGGUCGUUACGAUAAAGAAAAGCGCUUGUAGAAGAGGUCGCCUCCUCCCUUUUCAUAUUUGCUUAUUCCUCUCUUCCUCCAGUUUCAAUUCUGGCGCUGGCCAACACCAUGGCGAGAAGAAGAGUCGCGUGUCUGAAUUCGUAACCCCAAACCGAAAAAUCAAAUUCCAGUUCGAAUAAAUCUCACGCUCUUCUAUUCUAUUCCCUCCAGAAUCUCCUCCUCCUCCCUCCAAUUCCAAUCUCGCCGGAGCUCUCCGGUAUCUGAUUCCUCUCCCCUCCGUCUCUUGUUUCGCUUUGCCUCUCCGUUACCGCUCCUGCCUCUUCCGUUCUCUUCUGCUCUUCGUUCGACAGGUAAUUCUCACCUGCUUUCCCCUUCUCCGUACCAUGUGAUUGCUUUGGCGUGUGCUGAAACAGAGAGAAAGCAUGGCGGACGCUAUGGUGUUGUAGGUUGUCAAUCUUACGUUUGCUUGGAAAACGGUUGUUUAAUUAGGUUCUAGGAUUUGAGUUUCUUGAUUGCGUAGGGCUCGAGAAAUCUCCGUUAUGAUUCUAUGUCUUUUGAAUAGCUACAACGACGGGGGAUUUGAUUUUGUUUGUGGAGCCGUCUUAUCUAAUUGCUGAUCCUUUAGCUCAUACAAAAGUUGUUUUAGGGUUUCAGCCUGUUGAAUCCAACAGGGCGAUAUAUAUGUCGUUCUGACUCUUCGAUGAUUGGGGCAAUUUUCCAAUAUAUGAGUCGAAACCUAUUCUGUGGUGUUGGUCAAGUAAUUGAUCCAACUGGAGGCGCGGUGAGGGUCAAUUUCGGGGUUAGGACCUUAAUUCUUGUGAAAAGAGUUGAAGUUUCUUCACUCUUGGAUUCCAUUACAGUCUCUCCUUUGUAUUCGAUGGAGCUGCUGAUAUGAUAUCCAUCUUCAAUGCUUUAUCUUCCCUUGUUUGUCCUCUUAUCUUGAUAGAGGAGGCAUGAAUAUGUCUCUGCGCUGCACCAUUUAUUAUGCUUCUCCUUCUUGAUUCAUCUCUACUUCAAGGUAGAGCUUGAAGCUUAUGGCUGCCUAGGGCUAACCCAUCAAGCAAUCUCUCUCAUUGUUGAAGCUAUUUGAUGGUUUCUUUUUGCUUGUGUUUAUUUGUUGGUGCAGAGCCAUGCCUACAUUUAGUGCUAUAGCGUUGGACAGGUUGUUAGAACCUGGAGCUUCUAAAUCCGUUGACAAGUCUACUCCACCCAGCGGCUACUUAGUUGCAAAGCCAAAACCUCCUCCACCUCGUUCCACUUUGCACAGGAGAAACAGCACCUCAAUCACAGAGAGGAGUCCUCAUCGCCCUCAGCUAACCCCUUCACUGUAUACAACUCCUGAAGCAACUCCUGUUCCUCCUAGUUCUCCCACUUCUUAUACCUCCUCACCCUAUAUUAUCAACCACAAGCGAAGGGGUCCACGCCUUUCGAAGAGCGCUUCUGUAGAUAACAUUGCAUCUCAAAGAAAGGCCUUAGAUAAAGACGAAGCUGAGGGGAGCUCGAAGAGUGCUGAAUCUCAGGUGGAUGAUGUAGCUAGGGAGAAGCCUGCUGCUUUGGCUCGCUUGGACUUUGACAAAGCGGAACCUAAGACGGUGAUUCCUGAGAUUUCCAAGGAAAAGGAGCUUCCUAAUGGCAUCCGCAAUAUGUCUCCUAAAGCGUUGCAAAUCAAUGGUCACCAUGAGGGUGCAAAAGCGAGGAGUAAUGGGAAAGUUGGAAUUACUAACUUGAGGCAUGGCAUUCUGAAGGAAAAUGAUAGUUCAGGUGCACGAGAUAGCGAUAUUGAGGACUUUUUUGACCCACAGGAAUCAAUGAGUCAUGCUAGCAACACCGACAGUGAAGAUAAUAUUGGAUCUUCUGCUAUGCAAAGUAGCAGUGUGCAAAUGGCGGAGUUUUUUGAUGCUUGGGAAGAACUUUCGUCUGAAAGUGGGAUACAGUCUGCUCUCCAUGAUUUUCAAUCUGAACUACGGGGAACAAGAUUGAGUUUGUUGAUGGAGAUAGAGAAGCGCAGGCAAGCGGAGGACGCACUGAAAACCGUGGAAAGCCAAUGGCAGAGAAUCAGGCAACAAUUAGCUCUUGCAGGAUUGACUGUUCCGCGUUGUCCCAUUGAUGUGGCUGAGAGUGAUGAACCAAACAGUACUACUGAUCCUGCAGAGGAGCUGUGCCAGCAGCUCGAUGUAGUUCGCUUUGUAUCCAGCUCUAUUGGACGGGGCAUUGCAAGAGCUGAGAUGGAGGUGGAGAUGGAAGCACAGCUAGAGGCGAAGAAUUUUGAGAUUGCACGAUUAGUUGACCGACUUCGUUAUUAUGAGGCUGUGAAUCGAGAAAUGUCUCAAAGGAAUCAAGAAGCUGUAGAAAUGGCUCGAAGGAAUAGGCAGGUGCAGAAGAGGAGGCAAAGGUGGGUGUGGGGUUCUAUCGCUGCUGCGAUUACUCUUGGCACUGCAGCCCUAGCAUGGUCAUACCUUCCACCGAGAGACGGAUCAGCAGCUUCAACCUCCAGCAGCUCCGUGGAAAGUGAGCAGCCCGAUAGUGCAACUUCAGAUUGAACCAUCCUGCCUAGUCAGUGUUCUAUAUCAAUCAUAGAAGAAUAAGAAGGUGGUUGUAUAUGACGUGGCACCGAUACAUCAGCGACCUCACUUGCAUUUUCCUGCCUGCGGAGAUUGCAAAUCACUUGAUAAUGUCCAAAUUAUACCGUUUUACGCAUAGCCAUAUCCGUUGUGGCAAGGCAAUCCAGAAGAAGCCGUAAUUUUUUUUGGUUUUGGUCAGUGAUUCUAUGUGUCAUAUUGGGAUUUCUCCUACUCAGCUACAUUUCCCCCUAUUGAACUAGCUGAUUGCUAGCACAUAUUUUGUGUCUGUUCUGCUAGGUUAGUCUCUUCCUAAUUUGAUUCAUUUCCGGCACAAACACUAUUUUAGAGAUGAGUGUAGAAAUACCAGUUCCUUGGGGCCAGGUGGUUUUUGCGUAUUGAGGGGUUCUUUCUUGCUGGACUGAGUAUUUGCAUUUUCUCUGAAAUGGCUCCGUCUUCCUCUCUUUAGGCUUCCGGACCAAACUCCCUUUUCAACAUUCACUAGAAUCAAUAUUCUUGGCUACG